Messenger RNA from Beauveria bassiana ARSEF 2860, 711 nucleotides. RefSeq lists its product as uncharacterized. The transcript is spliced from 3 exons. The record is from RefSeq and is a predicted model, not a curated record. The coding region runs from base 1 to 711 and encodes 236 amino acids. Lineage: Eukaryota; Fungi; Ascomycota; Sordariomycetes; Hypocreales; Cordycipitaceae.
AUGCCUCACCAAAGACGCAAGUCAGGCCACGGCCUCGGCGGUGCCGACACGCGCAAGUCCGACUCCUCAAGACAGGUUCGCCCUACCAUGUCGCGACGCUACACUCCCACAACGAUUCAACGUUCCUCGAGAACUCCACGCUACGAAUCGUCUUCUGAAGAUGAGAGCUUUCCGCAAUUCUGCAUGUCUUGCGAGAAGCAAUUCCUUCCCGCCAGCGACAAUUUUCUCUACUGCUCUGAAAGCUGCCGUCGAUCCGACCAGUCCUCAUCGCACUCUGCCUCGUACAGCUCAUACAGCGGCAGCAACGACUACAGCCUUGCCCGUCGUCAAUCCUACUACGCUUCCGACUCCGAGGGCAGGGAUAUUGUUCCCCAGGCUUCACCAUCCAGACCUGGCUCUAUGCUCCUAGCGACAUCACCUCCCGCAACUCCCGGCACCUACUACGGAUCCAAGCCGGAGUCCGCCCUCUCCGCACUCCGUUCGCUGACGGCGAUCCACCCUCCCAGCCCACCAUCACCAACGAGCAGCGCGGGUGGAUUCUGGCCUUUUGGAAAGAGCGCUGCCACGAGCCCCAGCUCGUCGUACGCCCGCCAGCACAUGCUUGGCAUGGACGGUAGCCAUACCUACCACGGCUCAACCGACCGACCGCUUCCAUCGAGGUCAUCCCGCCCCAAAAGCAGCGAACUCGUCACUCCCAUCAUGGGCCGAUGA